AUGUGCCAAUCAGUGCACAGCCACCUCCCUCCGGGACACCCAGCAGUGUUUUCUCCUCCCUGGACCCCUUUGCUUCCCUUAGUAACGCCUCGCCUGCCGCCCCCAAAGUCCGCCCCCUGUUCUCCAGCCCCUACCGCCCCUGACCAGACCCCCCGCAGGUACUCUAACGGCGGCCCCUCCUUGCCCUUUCCCUCCUCCUCCACUUCCGGUUGCUAUGACAACUGCGCUACAACUAGGAGAAUGUCAGUGGGGGCGGAGCCUAUCUGGGGAUGCGACCCCUCGCAGCGGAGGGCGAGCCAACUUGGCUUCGUGGACACCCACUGCCACCUGGACAUGCUGUGGGGCAAGCUGGGCUUCCGGAGGACCUUUGCCCGCUUCCGCAGCCUGCACCAGAGCAGCUUCCCGCCGGAGUUUCAGGACUUCUGCAACCCUCAGAUCAUUGUGCGGGAGGCGCUGUGGGAGGGGCUGCUGGUGGAGGAGCUGGUCUGGGGGGCGUUCGGGUGCCACCCCCACUUCGCCAAGGAGUACUUGGAGGUCCAUGAGCGCAGCAUUCUAAUGGCCAUGCGACACCCUAAAGCAUAGCCUUCGGAAGAGAUCGGCCUGGACUACACCCACAAGAACUCCAUCAACACAUCUAGGCAGAAAGAAAGAGGUACGGUGUUUCAGCGUCAGCUGAAAGUGGCCGUGGCCAUGAACAAACCUCUGGUGAUCCACUGCAGGGACACAGAUGACGACAUGCUGGUGAUCAUGAAGAAGUGUGUGCCCCGGGACUACAAUCACUGUUUCACCAACAGUUACCCAGUGAUCAAGCACUUCCGGAAGGAGUUUCCCAAUAUGCGUGUGGGUUUCACGGUCCUCAUCACCUACCCCAGGGCCCAUGAGGCUUGCGACGCCAUCCGCAAGAUCCCCCUCGACCGCAUCCUACUGGAGACAGACGCACCCUACUUCCUGCCCAGACAGGCACACACACACACACACACACACACACACACUUCCAUGGACUAUGCACCCUGCACGAUCAGCCUAGAACAAAACUUUAGAGAUUUAAGCUUUUUGUGCGUAUGGAAAAUGUACAGUAUGGGAUCUUUUAUU
This is a messenger RNA of Coregonus clupeaformis (lake whitefish), 1092 nucleotides long. RefSeq names its product putative deoxyribonuclease TATDN2. Lineage: Eukaryota; Metazoa; Chordata; Actinopteri; Salmoniformes; Salmonidae. Gene Ontology annotation, molecular function: hydrolase activity, acting on ester bonds. The record is from RefSeq and is a predicted model, not a curated record.